This is a messenger RNA of Lentinula edodes (shiitake mushroom), 663 nucleotides long. RefSeq lists its product as uncharacterized. Lineage: Eukaryota; Fungi; Basidiomycota; Agaricomycetes; Agaricales; Omphalotaceae. The transcript has 5 exons. Bases 1 to 663 code for a protein of 220 amino acids. The record is from RefSeq and is a predicted model, not a curated record.
AUGAAAGAUCGCGUAGGUGCACGUGGAUUUACUGUUCCGAACGUUACGGACUGCACAAAUCGACCCAAAUUAAUCAACCUAAAAUCUCCUGAAGUACAGCAUGAGGAAAGCAAGGAGAGGAUUAUGCAAAUCAAUCUCACGCUGCGGAGAAGGCAGCAUAAGUGGGUGUCAGUCCAAUGGCACACCGUGAACAAGGAGUCAUUAUCAGUUCAAUUACACUCCCCAAUCUUGGGCUCACAAACGACGCACGGGUACAAGGAAGCUUGCUGCAAUUCGAACUCAUUCCUGCAGACAGAAUUUUUUAGGCAUUCUCCGGAGCUGCUUUAUCUUGGCUUUUUCGAGGCACUAGCAGACAAUUCCCAGAAGAUCCUCUACGUCAGGGCUUGCUAUGUCAUUCAAAUUUGGUCCGAGUCUUUUUAUCUGGACGAGCUAAACGUACCAUACACAGAAGGCCAAUCGAUCCUGGGAGAAGAACCCAAUUGUUCAUUGAACUCGAUUGAUCUGUCGGGAGGAAUCUAUCUAAAAACGAGGGAACUCAUCAACCGCGACUCUUCUCAAAGUUCGUUCACUUUUGACUCGGAAUUUGAUCGUGAUCCAGCGUGGAAUAUACCAAUAAUCUUUGAUCGCUUCAAAAUGAUUCAGGUCAAGGGAGUCAAGUCGUAA